Messenger RNA from Lithohypha guttulata, 1008 nucleotides. RefSeq names its product translation initiation factor eIF3 subunit (gene TIF34). Gene Ontology annotation, cellular component: eukaryotic translation initiation factor 3 complex, eIF3m; cytoplasm. The transcript has 2 exons. Gene Ontology annotation, biological process: cytoplasmic translational initiation. Lineage: Eukaryota; Fungi; Ascomycota; Eurotiomycetes; Chaetothyriales; Trichomeriaceae. The coding region runs from base 1 to 1008 and encodes 335 amino acids. The record is from RefSeq and is a predicted model, not a curated record. Gene Ontology annotation, molecular function: RNA binding; translation initiation factor activity; protein binding.
AUGCGUCCGAUCUUACUCCAAGGCCACGAACGGUCACUGAAUCAAAUCGCUUACAACCACGAAGGCGACCUGCUUUUCUCGGUGGCCAAGGACAAAGUAGUUUGCGCUUGGUACACCAGCAAUGGAGAACGCUUAGGCACAUAUACAGGCCACCAGGGCGCCGUAUGGACUGUUGAUGUCUCUCCUAGAACGCAGUUAUUGGCCACAGGAGCCGCCGACAACACGAUCAAGCUGUGGGACAUACGGAGUGGUCAAUGUGUGAAGACAUGGGAGAACCCAACUGCGAUUAAGCGGGUCAAGUUCAGCGAGGACGGAAGUCGGCUACUUGCUGUAACAGAAAAGCGAAUGGGCUACCUGGGAACAAUUGUCGUCUACUCGAUCAAUUACGACGAUUUGACACAACAGACCGACGAGCAGGAUCUGAAGAUCACUUGUGAGGACAGCAAGGCUACCGUCGCUGGCUGGUCUUACCUGGACAAGUACAUCAUUGCUGCUCACGAAGACGGCAGCGUCUCGCAGUACGAUUCAAAGUCUGGCGACCUUGUUAAGAACGCAGAAGUACACGAAUACGAUACUCAGAUCAACGAUAUCCAGUUCUCCAGCGACCGAACCUACUUCAUCACGGCUGGCAAGGACAAGUCAGCCAAGAUCGUCAGUGCACGAGACCUCGAGAUCCUCAAGACCUACGUCGCAGACACCCCUCUAAACACGGCAGCAAUUACACCCAAGAAAGACUUCGUGAUCCUAGGUGGAGGCCAAGCAGCUAUGGAUGUCACCACCACAAGCGCAAGACAAGGUAAAUUUGAAGCACGCUUCUACCACAAGAUCUUCGAGGACGAGAUCGGAAGAGUAAGAGGUCACUUUGGUCCGUUGAACACAAUUGCUGUCCACCCACAAGGUACUGGCUAUGCUAGUGGUGGUGAAGACGGCUAUGUAAGAAUGCAUGCCUUCGACAAGGCCUACUUCGACUUCAUGUACGAGGUGGAGCGUGAGGCAGCAAGGAAAUGA